Molecule: messenger RNA, 1531 nt
Organism: Thamnophis elegans (Western terrestrial garter snake)
Lineage: Eukaryota; Metazoa; Chordata; Lepidosauria; Squamata; Natricidae
Gene: RBFA
Product: ribosome binding factor A
Exons: 7
Coding region: 56-1108 (350 amino acids)
Biological process (GO): rRNA processing
Source: RefSeq, a predicted model, not a curated record
GCGCGGCUCGCGGCUCGGCCCCGCCUUCCCAGGCGUUCUAGAACUCUGGCUUACGAUGUGGAACGUUCGGAACGGCUUGGCUGCGGCUGCCACUUUGGCUCUCACCUCGGCGGGGAAACAGGCGAGUUCGCCUCGGUUGCUUCCUGCUUUGGGAGCUCCGUCCGGGAUAACCUGCCCCGGCUGUUCUCGGGCUCUGCAUUGUUCCAGACGACUCUGCCGAUCCCCCAGCGAGUUGAUCAAAAAGUUCCUCGUUAAAAAAAAGAAGAAGUUUUGGUAUUCUAGUCCUACACUUGGAUCUGAAGUGCUGUACAAACCAUCCAGCUUGACAGAUGUUUUAAAACUACAACCUCCAAAGAUCAGGAAACAAGAUAGCAUUCGCAAGAAAACUUUGAACGUUCUGUUUUUUCAAGCUGUACGGGACCUAUUGAGCACCCCUCUAGCUGGCCAAGAACUUUAUGAUCUCAAUGUGGAUGUGUUUAAGGCUUCCCUCACAUCAGAUUUUGCAAUAUGUCGCAUAUAUUGGAAGAGUUCCGGCAAUGCAGAAAAGGAUGAAUAUAUUCAGGAAGCCUUGCAGAGAAAAGCAUCAUAUAUUAGACAUCUUCUGAUAUCGUAUCGUAUCCGGGUAAAUGUUCCUUCAAUAACAUUUAUUAGAGACAGAGAAGAGGAGGCUAUAAGAGAGGUUGAGAAAUUACUGGCAAUUGCUGACAUGGGGCCUGAAGAAGAAAAUGAAUUAAUUCAGGAUGAUUUCAGUGAGGAAAAAUCCACCGCCGCUGAUACCCUUGGGGAGCGCUCCAUCCACACAAAUCUAUUUGGAAUUGAUCAUAAAACAUUAAAUAAGCAAAUAAUGGAUUACAAAAAAAUGAAAAAGAAGGAGGUCCUGGAAGGGACUUCGGUUCUAGAAACACAGUUGGCUGAGAUACGGCAACACCAAAAGAAAAUGAGGAGGAAGAAAGCUAGGAAAAUUUAUGAUGACGACCUUCAUCCUGAGGCGUAUUUGAUGGAGAGAUACAGUAAAGAUGAUUGGGACAGUAAAAUUUCAUCUUCGGAGAAUGAGGAACUAGAGUACAAGCCAAAGGAAGAUGGCAAUGAAUUAGAAAAAGAAAAGUAGAACUCUCAACUUUAAAUGAAUUUUAUAAAACUAUGGGUCAGUUUGAACUACCCCAUUAUAAAACAUCCAAUCGUUGAGUGGAGAAUAUUGCCGCUGAAAUUUCUCUCGUUUCUCCCCUCCUUUAUGCUUCAUUUCCCCCUUUCCUUAUUUAUAUAACUAUAAUUUGCUGUUAUAUCCCACUCUGGCAGCCUGUGAUUAGUUUUAUUAAAAUUGACUUGUUAACCUGCUAUAACCCUUGUGGAAUCUUUUGAGUUAGAUGAGCUCUAAAAAGUACAGCGAGGCCUUGACUUACAGCCACAAUGUAGCCUAAAAUUUCCAUUGCCAAGCAAGACACUUCAGUGAGUUGUCUUCAUUUUAUGACAUUUUUGCCAUGGUUAAGCAAAUCACUGCAGUUGUUAAGCAAAUCAUAUAGUUCAGGGCUGU